Xyrichtys novacula (pearly razorfish) is the source of this 351-nucleotide messenger RNA. The record is from the annotation of a GenBank genome assembly. NCBI's taxonomy places the organism in Eukaryota, Metazoa, Chordata, Actinopteri, Labriformes, Labridae.
AUGUUUAAAAAUGUCUUUCUUCUUUCUUUAAAUCAGACACAAGGACAAGAUCUAGACAGGGUUAGUCUCAGAGUGGACACCUCGGAGUGGACACUUCAGAGUGGACACCUCAGAGUGGACACUUCAGAGUGGACACCUCAGAGUGGACACUUCAGAGUGGACACCUCAGAGUGGACACUUCAGAGUGGACACCUCAGAGUGGACACUUCAGAGUGGACACUUCAGAGUGGACACUUCAGAGUGGACACUUCUGAGUGGACACCUCAGAGUGGACACCUCAGAGUGGACACCUCGGAGUGUGUGUCCCCCUCUGAGGUUGUUAUGGAAUUGUGUUGGAUCUUGUCCCCCUGA